Rhopalosiphum maidis (corn leaf aphid) is the source of this 2113-nucleotide messenger RNA. Its product is annotated as TRAF-type zinc finger domain-containing protein 1-like. Bases 298 to 1989 code for a protein of 563 amino acids. NCBI's taxonomy places the organism in Eukaryota, Metazoa, Arthropoda, Insecta, Hemiptera, Aphididae. The record is from RefSeq and is a predicted model, not a curated record. The transcript has 11 exons.
AAAAAAAAAAUAAAAAUAUAUAGACAUACUAAUAAUGUUUUCGUGUGUCUUGUGUGACUACUGACUACUGUUGUCAACGAGCUAACCGUCUAGCAGCCUAACCUGUAUGCCGUACAGUAGUCGGUAACUGUAAAGCGACUGAACUACUGAAGUGUGAUUUGUAGAAAAAAUGCUCGCUUGUAUGUAAUGUGCACUUUUAAUAUUCAAUAUUUCAAUUACGAUCGAUUAAAUUAUCAUUGAUACAGCUACGGCGGAAUUGGCCGGUAGGCGGUAAGACAGUACUAGGACGACUUCAAAAUGAACCCAAACGUAAACGAAGAAGAUACCAAAUAUUGUUUCAACUGCCGAAGAAGUAUUCCACUUGUUAAUCAUGUAAUGCACACUGCAUACUGUCACCGUAACCUGAAGCUUUGCAUGAAAUGUGAUGAACCGUUCUUAACUUCAGAGUAUGAAGAGCAUCAAAAAACUAUGCAUUCGAUUAUUAUAUGCAAUGCUUGUUCUGAAAAACUUGAAGCAAUGGAUUUAGAAUCACAUAAAUUAAACGAUUGUUGUCACCGCAUGCAAACAUGUAAAUAUUGUGAGAUUGAUAUGGAAGCUUUCUCGUUACCUGCACAUAUAGAUAUGUGUAGUAGUCGUACAGAACGGUGUAAAAGUUGUGGACAAUUUAUAAUGCUGAAAUAUUUGGCUGUACAUCAGGAGUCCCACGAACGCAAAGAAUUACUUAAUAUUGCCAAACCAGUAGUAGAUGACAGUCCAGGCAGUUUGGCUGCAUAUCCACCAUUAAUAAAAAAAGUGCCAAACAUUGCAGUAACUGCAAGACCGACAACAAGAACUACUAGUAUGCCCACAUUGAGAUUACAUGAGCCAGCCAUGGCUAACCAUAGGGUUACGCCACCAGUCAAACGCAACAAUGAUCAACCUCAAAUUAAUACUCACAGCAAUAAUGAUAAUACGCACAAAGAUCCAAAAAAGAAUAUGCCAAUAGUAGACACACCAAGUGAUCUAGAUGAUGACGAUGAUGAAUUUCCUAUACUUGGUGCUUAUUCAAUUCCUAAUAACCAUUCUGCAAAUAUCAAUAACCAUUUUACAAAUGAAUACAAUAAUUUUUCUGAUGCAUUUAAUAGUGUAAAACUACCAUGCGAGUUUUGUCUGGAAAUGAUUGAUUCUGAAAAUCUCGUUUUGCAUGAAACUGGAUGUCGUCCUGAUUUGGCAACAUUUCAUAAUGUUUUGCAAACGAAUAAUAAAAAUACCAAUGGCGAGAAUGAUAUGUUUCCAAUACCACCUAAUGACUUGGAUACCUCCAGCAGCAGUGGUGACAGUGAGCUCAAUUUGAAUACAUUGAGUUUAAGUUCAGAAGAUGAAGAUGAUAGUGACAAAAUCAAUGUUGAAAAAUUGCCUUGUGAAUUUUGUGAAAAAUUAAUCUCUAUUAAGAAGUUUUUAAACCAUCAAUGGAGAUGUGAAAAAUUACAUUUGGAUUUACCUGUGAUAAAUAAUUUUGAUAAAGAUGUGUAUCCACAACAACUUAUUAAUAUGAAUACAAAGUUCCCGAAAUCAGUAAACUUACUUGAAACUCAGCGUAAUUUAUUGAAACCUACAUCUGGUAAUGAUGCUCCAGAUAAUUUAUCUAAUAGAACAUUGACAUUGAGAAACUCUGAUGCUAAUGUUCAAUCUUUGGCAUCAUCAAUAUAUGACCCACAAAUGAGACAGUUGCUACCACGGGUUAAACUAAAUAGACAAAAUCCAAGUAGAUCAAACAUACCUAUGGAUAAUCGUUAUGCGAACAACUCUGCUCGGAACAAUUAUGUGCAGUUUAUAUCCAAUUCAAGAUUAAAUCAUUCAGAGCAGACUUCUGCAAUUCAUAAUUCCCCUGUAUACCUAAAUCCAUCUGGUGGUGCUAUACCAAAACAAAAAAAUACGAAGUCAUAUAAUAAUAGAAGAGUUAUAAAUAACUUAUCUAAACGUAGAGAGUCUGAUUCAUCAAGUGACUGAAUGGUACUCAAAUUCCUUUAUUUUAAUUGCUGUUUAUAUUUUUAAGAAGACUACAACUAGUGAAAUUUUUAUAAUCUUAAGUAUUAAAAGUUUUUUCUUAACUUGUUUUUAACAUAUCCUAAUA